This is a messenger RNA of Peronospora belbahrii, 735 nucleotides long. Lineage: Eukaryota; Oomycota; Peronosporomycetes; Peronosporales; Peronosporaceae. The record is from the annotation of a GenBank genome assembly.
AUGCCUGACUUGGCAUCAGCGAUUGCGACUCAACGACUUUCAAUCGACCUCUCACAUUCCUCCUCGUCCUUGAUGGUGCUGCCCUCUUCGCCGUCCACCUCGACCUCAACCUUAACCUCGACAACGCCAUCCAAAUUCAAAACCACUACAAAAACUCACUUCAAUCGAGCAGUAGGCGUUUGGUCUAGUGAAGAGCACGAUCGAUUUCUUGAAGCGCUAAAAAAAUACCCACAAGGUCCAUGGAAAGUGAUUACAAGAUUUGUUGGUACUCGAUCUGUCCGUCAGGUGCAAACGCAUGCACAGAAAUACCAGGAAAAGGUCUCACGUCGUCUGCACGGCUUGCAAACGGGUAAGGCCAUUCGCCAACGCCGUGAGCAUCGCAUCGACCACGAGAUUUUAGCACAACAUACGCUCAUCAGUUUCUCCCAUGAACUUCGAAACGAGUAUACACGUCCGAACCAACACGAGAUGAUAUUCGUUCCAGCAUCGACGCCACCUGUGGUCGUAAUGAAUGUAACUGCUGGAGUGAAAGCGCUUGAGCUCCAAUGUCCUACAAUGGAUCAUUUGGCUUUAGAUGGGACGAAUCUCUACCCGAUAAGGGAGAAUAACGGAACUUCACCGUCCUCAGUAUCGUCGUCUUUUGUUUUUGACGACGCAGUCUUUACUCGUACGGACACAGACGACCUCCCGACAUUGAGUGAGUCUCUCGACUUUUUCAUCGAAAAUUUUUUGUAA